CAUGGUGGUGUUGUCAUCACGAGAGCACACCUGCAUCCACCCCAUCGUGAGUGUCUCCAGCAACAAAAAUGAGCAGUGUCAAGAUCUAAACGACCCCCUCCUGGGAGUGUCAUGCAAGUACUAUCAUGGUGUGAGUAAAAUCAAGACAUAUCCAAAUCUGGCUCAGUGUGGAGGGCUACAAGGUGCCUGGGACAUUGAGGACCUAGUACAGGUGGGACACAAGGUCCAGGCAUGUCCAUACUACACUGCCCGAGCUCUCCUGGCAACUGCUGACCUUGUCAUCUACCGGGGUUGA
This is a messenger RNA of Eriocheir sinensis (Chinese mitten crab), 295 nucleotides long. RefSeq names its product Fanconi anemia group J protein homolog. The record is from RefSeq and is a predicted model, not a curated record. Gene Ontology annotation, biological process: nucleotide-excision repair; double-strand break repair involved in meiotic recombination. NCBI's taxonomy places the organism in Eukaryota, Metazoa, Arthropoda, Malacostraca, Decapoda, Varunidae. Gene Ontology annotation, molecular function: hydrolase activity, acting on acid anhydrides, in phosphorus-containing anhydrides; ATP binding; DNA helicase activity. Gene Ontology annotation, cellular component: nucleus.